Molecule: messenger RNA, 975 nt
Organism: Serpula lacrymans var. lacrymans S7.9
Lineage: Eukaryota; Fungi; Basidiomycota; Agaricomycetes; Boletales; Serpulaceae
Exons: 3
Coding region: 1-975 (324 amino acids)
Source: RefSeq, a predicted model, not a curated record
AUGACUUCUUUCACUGCUCCACCUCCAGGCAAUAACAACAACGUAGCACCAACUCUUCCUAGUGGUUCAAAUCUCCCGAAUUCUUCAAUCACAAAUCCUUCCAAUACCGGUACAACAAAUUCUCCAGUUAAUACUAACAUCACCACCAAUCCCAAUGCCAACAAUACUCCGAGUACCAAUACAUCACCGCCUUUUCCCAAUUCUUGCCUGCAUCACAGAUCAAAGCUCGCAAAAUUCUUACUAAUACUGUAUCCAACUCUUCCUCAUCUUCCAACACAACUUCAAGAAUUCUUUUUUCCAGACAGAUUACCAGCUCCCAAAACAUCAGACACUACUUACAGUAUUCACCCCUUCAUCCCGCAACUAGCUAGAGCAGACAUUUAUAUCCCUCUUACGCUAUUCACAGCUGCAUCCACUACUAAACUCUACAGAGAAUCAGCUUUUCUAAAACAAAUCACAGUAUACAACAAAAAUAAUACCAAAAAUCACGCACUUGAUCUCACUCAAUUCCCAAACGAACACAACAUGGACCCAAUUGACUGGCAUGAAGCCUGGGGUAGAUACUCCGACUUUCUGGAUUUAUAUUCAGAUCCUCCCAUCGCCCAACGUUGGAAAGACCACUACGUUUUCCUCUCGAGACAAGAAUAUUUUAGAUCCAACUUUCCCGCAAUAUUGGAAUUUGACAUUGAACAAAGCACCAACUAUGCAAACGAACACCGCGAACUCAACCAUGAGGGCCCGUUCAGCAGCCACCAUUUGAAAACGCGCUCAUUAUCAGUAGAUCGUGGUUUUCCUGCCCCCCGAGCCUCCAUCAUGACCACAUCCUCCUCUCAAAAGAAAGCAGCUUCCUCGGCUCUCCUUAAGUUGUCUCAUGCUCAACGAAGGAAGGCUGCUUCCCUGGCUUCAGCCACAGCUGCUGCUGCUGUAUCACUGGCUUCAGUAUCAUCUCUUAUUAAAUCACCUCAGCAUAAUUGA